AUGCUCUCAGAGAAUCCUGAAUUCAGAUGGUCAGCAAACAGUCUAGUAAAACAUAAAUUUUUCGUUUCUGAUGAUUAGAUAGAGAGUGAGGUAAACUUCUAUAAACUCAAUAAUAUGUCCAUGUAUGAUAAGCAUAAGAUAUUAGUUUGA
Molecule: messenger RNA, 150 nt
Organism: Paramecium tetraurelia
Lineage: Eukaryota; Ciliophora; Oligohymenophorea; Peniculida; Parameciidae
Exons: 1
Source: RefSeq, a predicted model, not a curated record